AUGUACCGGGAAGGGUCGGGCCUCGAGAACGUUCUCCUUUGCUUCACUGGUCCUGAGUACAUGCACAUGGUGCUAAGGAACCACGGGGCCACCAAUAUCCCCCCGCGAGGGUUGGCGAUGCUCCGCCUUUAUCCGCUAGAGCCGUGGCACGCCAGGGACGGCUACACAGAGCUUGAGAGCGCCGCAGACAAAGACACGAAGAAAGCUGUGCGCCAGUUCGACGCGAUCCGACGAUCGACCCUGCACAGCGUCACCGUGCAGCGGCGAGAGGCCAACCUGGAGCGGGCCUGGCACAACCAUCUCAGCGACCUCGUGGACAAGUUCUUCCCUGGGGAUCUGGCCUGGUGA
Ectocarpus siliculosus is the source of this 348-nucleotide messenger RNA. Lineage: Eukaryota; Phaeophyceae; Ectocarpales; Ectocarpaceae. The record is from the annotation of a GenBank genome assembly.